Molecule: messenger RNA, 426 nt
Organism: Rosa rugosa (rugosa rose)
Lineage: Eukaryota; Viridiplantae; Streptophyta; Magnoliopsida; Rosales; Rosaceae
Product: basic leucine zipper 43-like
Exons: 1
Coding region: 1-426 (141 amino acids)
Biological process (GO): regulation of DNA-templated transcription
Molecular function (GO): DNA-binding transcription factor activity
Source: RefSeq, a predicted model, not a curated record
AUGGAUCCAAAUGAAUCAAAGCCACACCACUACUUAGCUAAUCAAACUAUUCCAUCUCAACUCCUCUCCACAAUUUCUCAUACUCAGAUUUUCCCCAUGUCACAAUUCAAUGACUUGUCACCAUACACCUACACUGGUUUUGAUAAAACUGCCGCAGCGGAGCAAAGCCUUAACCAUGAAAGAAGGCUCAAGAGACUGACUUCCAACAGGGAAUCUGCACGAAGGUCGCGAAUGCGUAAGAAGAAGCAGAUUCAAGAGCUCCAGCAUGAGGUGGAGCAGCUCUAUGUUGCAAAUAAUCAGCUAUCUGGGAAGCUUAUCCAAAUGUUAGAGGUAAACCAGCAGAUUCUUCAGGGGAAUGCUCAGCUAAAAGAGAGAGUUUCUUCCCUUCAAGUCACCUUUGCUGAUCUCAUUGAUGUAACCUUUUAA